CUUGUCUCUGCUUCAACUCUUUUUUCUUUUUGUCACACAGCCAUGGCAGAGGUCAAGCAAAAGACCAGUGCCGUGCACUCGCUGCUGGCAGGAACAAUCGCAGGUGCAGUGGAAGGCGCCAUCACAUACCCCACGGAGCUGGUCAAAACAAAAAUGCAGUUGCAAGGCUCGAAGCAAUAUGCGCUGCAGGGCGGUCACAUCUACAAGGGCCCCAUCGACUGUGUCAAGACAACAGUCCGCACUCAGGGCAUCACCGCGCUCUACCGCGGCCUGGCCCCGAUGCUUAUCGGAAAUGCAGCCAAAGCCGGCGUCCGGUUCCUCACCUACGACUCGAUAAAGGCCAAGCUGCGUGACGAGAAUGGGAAAUUAACGACCCCGCGGAUGAUGCUCGCCGGCAUGUGUGCAGGGAUCGUCGAAGGAGGCAGCGUGGUGGCGCCAACGGAGACGAUAAAGACCAGACUUAUCAAUGACCAGUGUAUGCCCAAGCCCGUGUACAGAGGUGCGGUGGACUGUGUUCAGACGAUUGUGAGGACAGAGGGCGUCGCCGGAAUAUACCGGGGGGUUGUGCCCGUGAUGGCCCGACAGGGCGCCAACUCGUGUGUACGGUUCGCUGCGUACGACACACUGAAGCAGCAGCUAAUUAAACGGACCGGGUCCAAGGAUCUGCCGUUUGUCUACUCGUUUGGACUCGGGAUGGCUGCUGGUACCAUCACCGUGUAUGCAACCAUGCCACUGGACGUUGUAAAGACACGGAUGCAGAGCAUGGCAGCCAAGCUUGAGUAUCGCAGCUCGCUGCACUGCGGCUGGAAGGUUGUCACUGAGGAGGGCGUCUUUGCGCUGUGGAAGGGCGCAACCCCUCGGCUGUCACGCCUAAUGUUCUCGGGUGCAAUUGUGUUUGCCGUGUAUGAGGAGGUCAUGAAGAUUCUUCAAUAA
Molecule: messenger RNA, 933 nt
Organism: Linderina pennispora
Lineage: Eukaryota; Fungi; Kickxellomycota; Kickxellomycetes; Kickxellales; Kickxellaceae
Product: mitochondrial carrier
Exons: 2
Coding region: 43-933 (296 amino acids)
Biological process (GO): mitochondrial citrate transmembrane transport
Source: RefSeq, a predicted model, not a curated record